AUGGCGACCUCUCUCGCUGCUCAAUUGGCGCAGGUAGCCGCCAAUUCGAAGUCGACUCUUAACGUCAAGGCGCAAAAGGCUGCCCAUUCCAAAUCGCUAAUCUGGGAGCCUCGAGUUGCCGCUACCCAGAGCUAUCAAAACCUUUAUACUACCUGCAUCCAAGGGUUCGAGGAACUCUGUCAGCUGGAUGCUCGCUUUGCGCCGUUCCACUCCACCAUCUUCAGCGAGGAGAGCCAGAACCAGGAUCGCACCCAGCUCACAGCUGCUGAGAAUGAGGAACUGGAUCGUCGCGUUGAGGCUUUCCUGCGCCUUGCAGGUAGCCGACUCAGGCUGAUGCCUGCGAUCAAGUCUAUCGAAUGGCUCAUCCGAAGAUUCAGAAUUCACGAGGAAAACACACAGGCUCUCUUACUGACUUUCCUGCCUUACCAUUCGAUCCCAGCCUUCGCUACGCUACUCUCGAUCCUCCCGAACAAGAUUCCCCAUGACUUUCGCUUCCUCGAUCCUUACAUCCGUUCCGUCACAUCUCCUCCUCGAUCCGUAUUGGUUCGACAGGCCAUCAUGCACCCUGUCUUCCUUACGCUCAUCUCCGAGUACACCCUCCAAUCAUGCCGGAUGCAGUACAACUAUCCUACCCUGAUUUCUUUCUGGGCUGGUAUCAUGACGGAGGCAGUCGGCGGUAUCUUGGACAAGACUAGGUCAGGCAGAGCCAAUGUACAGAGCGAAAACGACCAAAACUUGCUUCACCGAUUGGGACCUAUCUUUGCCGAAUCAUUAGUUAUGAAGAAGGUCCCCAGCAUUCAAGUCGCUUCAUACAUGGCCAUCGCAGUUUUUGUUGCCAAGGGUAAUCUUGAAGAUAACGCUGUGACCGCAUUCAUGGACCAGACUGUCUAUGGUUGGACAACCGAGACUGUCAGGCCAGCCCUUGUUGUUCUCGCUACCCUGGCGCAGUACCGAUCUGCGAAGCAGAUGAGCGGCAAGACCACAAAGGCGUUGAUGAAGGUUACAGACAUUGGAAAUCUUCUCGUCGAGAUCGGUCAAGACCGACGAGUUGACAAGUUGGCCAACGGCCUCUGCCUUGCGCUGAUUGAGCGACUUACAAAGAAGGGUGACGCGCGAGGUCUAGCGACUAUCAUCACUAUUCUGAGCAGCUCAGUUCUCAAGGACAAACAAAUUGCCGUCAUUUUCAAGUCGCUUAUCUUGACUGCGCAUCGACUAAACGACGACAACGAUGAAGACGGAGCCCUUCGACAAGAGCUGGGCUCAGCCCUUAUCGCUUUGUCUCAAAACGAAGGCAAGUCCGGUGACACUAUUCAAUCCGUUAUCGAGGAAGUCAAGUUCGACAUUGAAGAGCUGGAGAUGAAACUCGACCUUUCCUUCCGCUCACGGCGACUACCCGAAUCAAAGAACGAUCAAGAUAUGAGCAAUGGUAUCGAGGAGAGGAAGACGCCUCAAGACUUGAGCCUCCUCCUUAAGGAGCUUUCAGGCCGAUCCGAAUCACUUUCUCCCUGCCUUGUCCCUCAACCUAGUGAAAUCUUUGACGAGUUCAGCCACAUCUUUUUCACGGUUGUUUCUGAGAGUUCUCAAAACACUGAGCUACUCUCCGAGUUCGAGCUGAACCCCAAGCUUCACCGACAGGCAGCCUUCAAGGAUUGUACCUACUUCAGUUUCUUCAUCCGUAUCUGGACUGGCCCCUACCCAGCUUUGGCCCGUGUCGCAGCUCUAGAUAUGGUUAAGAAGAGGCUUAAAGCUGGCGAUGCAGGAAAGACUGAUCUUCAAGCUCUGCUUCCUUACUGCAUAUCAGCCCUCAGCGAUCCCUCCAAGCGCGUCCGUAAAUCUGCCGCCGACUUGAUUGCUGUUCUCACUGGUCUUUACAUCCCUCCUGUACCUGCGAAGGGACUGGAGAUUUGGGGCGAGCGAGGCCUCUAUGGAAAGUCCAAGGAGUUCGCUUCCUUGGCUUCCGAUGUUGUCGCCAAGGUUUUGCACUUGCAGAUUCUUCCCACUGUGGAGGAGUGUGUUAUGGAUCCCGAACAUAUCACUGCUGUACUUCGCGCCGCCAUCGAACAAGGCAAAUAUCAAUCCAAACCGGACUCUUCACUGGACAAGAAGGACCACUUGUCUCAGCCCGGAAGACUGUCUUUUCUCCAAUUCCUUGCUUCCCACGUUGUCCACACGCCUUUGAUUUUGGUCAAGAGCAGACUAUUGAAGGCCGUCAACGAGAUCCGAGGUGUCAGCACCACAACAAGAACACAGCUUCUUCUUCCAGCGCUGCAAUGGUGGGCCAGCCUUAAUGAAGAUGAGGCAACCAAGCUCUGCAGUUCGGAACGUCUGGAAAAAUCUGAUAUGGACAACUGUCUCGUUGACAUAGUGGUCGCUAACGAUGUUGCUGGUCUGGAGUUCUUUAUGGAAUUCUUGAGGGAGCCGGAGCACACAGAAAAGGCGGGUCUCAUCCGUGCCAUCUUCGCACGUAUGAGGAAGAUCUGGUCGUCGAUGAAGCCUGACGUCAAGUUCACCGCGGCUGAACAGCUGUUGGAGAUUUCCCAAGACUCCGCUGUCUCUGCUGAUUCCAAGUCGAUCGUUUCUACUGAAGCUGCUGACUUCUUGAGGAACGUGAGACUCACGACCGAUAUUCUUGACUAUUUCCUCCAGUCCAUCCCAACUGGAACCAAGAUGAUUACCGAACCUCCGGCUAACAAGCGACGACGAAUCAGCUCUUCUGGAAUUGACCGUGGCCUCGUCACUCAGGUCACACCUGAAAUCAGCCAGGAGCUGCGAAAGCUCACAUUCAUUCUGCAGCUGCACUUCGGGACAGUUGUUGGAUCCGAGUUAGGCUAUUUGCAGAACCUUAUUCUUCGAAGCCUUCUUGCCAUGAUGCCAGUCUACAAGUCCAACAAGAAGCUCAAGAUUCACAGCUCUAGUAGCUACGGGGACCUACUUGUCAGAUGCAUCCAGAAGUCUUCUAGCCCUGUUGUCCAAAACGCUGCCCUUCUCCUGGUCGCUAGUCUGGCCGCUGCCGCGCCGAACGUGGUUCUUCAUAGUGUCAUGCCCAUCUUCACGUUCAUGGGUGUUUCCGUACUUCGUCAAAGCGAUGAUUACUCCGCCCAUGUUGUGUCCCAGACUAUCAAGGAGGUCAUUCCUCCGUUGAUCCAAUCUAUGCGCCAAGGACAAAAGAAUCCCCUCGCUGGUGCCUGUGACAUUCUCGUUAGCUUCACAACCGCUUACGAGCAUAUGCCUCCCCAUCGCCGACAGGGAUUGUUUGUUGCCCUGGUUGAAACUCUUGGUCCUGAGGAUUUCUUCCACGCUAUCAUUGGCAUGCUGGUCGAUAAAUAUGGCUCCAGUGACGCUCUGCUGCAAUUUGUUAUUGAGCUGCUCAACCACUUUAGCAUUGCAACACAGCUCCAAACACUCGUCAAGCUGCUCGACCUUAUUGCCGACUUGUUCAAGGCCAAGCCUGGUAUCUCAUUCGUUCUCCUUGGCAUCAGCGAAAACGGAGAUGACAAGGACAAGGAUCUUCAAGAGAUUGCCCUCAAGCAACUAUCUGCCUUCCCCGUCUUUUUGGCCAACAAGAGGCUCAGAUCACAGAUUGGAGGCUUGAUGGAGAACGAUGAUAUGGAGGCAUCAAGGUUGAGGGAGCUCUACGCUACCCUCCUUGAGAACAUCCUUGUUCUGGCUGAUACUGUCAAGGCGGACACAACACUCCAUGGUCGUUGCGGUCAGGCUCUCCACAACCACCUCAACUUGCUCUCCAUCGGAGAGUUCAUCAAGGCUGUGGAGAACUUGCUUGACAGACCGGACAUGGGGCUGCGACAGAAGGUUCUCCGUGCCCUCGAGGUUCGAGUGGAACAAGAAAGCAACACUGAUCCGGCAUCCAGAGCUGUCCUGCUGGCAUUCCUUCCUCAACUUACUGCCGGUAUCCGGGAGUCGACCGACGUGCGUUACAAGCACACUGCAGUCACAUGCGUCGACAAGAUUUCUGAGAAAUACGGCAAGAAGGAUAUCGAGGCUGUUGUGGCCGCCGCUACAACAAUCGCCGGUGAGCAUUGCUUGGGUCAGCCUGAGCAGCGCCUUCGAGUCAUGGCUCUUCUGUGCCUCACCUCGCUUGUGGAUGUACUCCAAGAUGCAAUUGUGCCAGUGCUGCCCAGCGCACUCCCCAAGGCUGUCAAAUAUCUUGAUGAAAGCCUAGAGGAUGAUGAUCGGGACGAGGAGCUCCACGUUGCUAGCUACGGUUUCAUCAGUGCUUUGGCUCAGUAUCUUCCUUACAUGCUUUCAACGUAUCUUGACCGCGUCUUGGAAGUCUCCAAUAAAUCUGCCGAAAUUGACUUGGAAGACAACACAAGAGAAAGCCGUGUCGAUUGCCUUCACUUCGUGGCCAAGCAGCUCGAGGCAAAGGAGAUUUUCUCGGCCCUCGAUCGAAACUGGGAGAGUGCCAAGAGCGCUGGAUUCUCUGCCGUUGCUGAAUUUCUCGAUGUACUGGGCUUGGCUAUUGACAAGCAUCCCAAGUCCAGCAUUUCCAAGAAUGCCAUGCUACUGUCGAGCAUUAUCACAAAGGUCUUUGAUCUUCGACGACAGGAGCGUGUCAAGGGCGAGUUUGGCGAGCAGGAUCUUCUGAGACUCAGUGCUCUUGACGCCAGUGCCAACGACAAGGCAUUGAAGAUGAUUUACAAGCUGAACGACGCAGCUUUCAGACCUGUCUUUGUGCAAAUCAUCGAGUGGUCGAAUUCGGGUCUGCCCAAGAGUGACCGAUUGGGACGCUCUCUACGACAGUUCAGCGUCUACGGAUUCCUCGAGGCGUUUUUCGGCACCCUCAAGUCAAUUGUCACCAAUUAUGCUACAUACAUUGUGGAGGAUGCCGUUAAGAUUUUGACAACGGUGGAUCUGAAGAACCCUGAGGAGCGACAGCUCUGGACAAGGGUCCUGCAGACCUUGGGCAACUGUUUCGAGCACGACCAGGAUGACUUCUGGCAGGCUCCGGCCCACUUCGGCGCCGUUGGACCGGUACUGAUGGGCCAGUUCACACAUGCCGGCAUGGUGGAGGUGACGGACGAUCUUAUCCCAACAACUGUGGAGCUCGCCUCGGCGGCAGACUCACAGGCUCAUCAGAAGGAGCUCAACUCUGCGCUCCUGAAGCACCUGCGAUCCGAGUCUGCUGCAGUCAGACUUGCCGCGGUCAAGUGUCAACAGGCAUUGACAGAUCGUCUAGGCGAGGAAUGGCUAUCCAUGCUACACGAGAUGCUGCCUCGCAUCAGCGAAUUACAAGAGGACGAUGACGAGGUGGUCGAGCGUGAGACGCACCGAUGGAUCGUCAUGAUUGAGGAAGUGCUGGGAGAGAGUCUGGAUGCCAUGUUACAAUAGAGAAAAGGGAAGCGGACGAACGGAGUGGAGUUAUUAAAAAGCAAGCUUGAAAUAAGUAAGCCAUGACGUAGAGAGUCUAUAGUUUUUAGUUUUUUGCUAUGUAUGCA
Molecule: messenger RNA, 5456 nt
Organism: Fusarium graminearum PH-1
Lineage: Eukaryota; Fungi; Ascomycota; Sordariomycetes; Hypocreales; Nectriaceae
Exons: 4
Coding region: 1-5349 (1782 amino acids)
Biological process (GO): maturation of SSU-rRNA from tricistronic rRNA transcript (SSU-rRNA, 5.8S rRNA, LSU-rRNA); positive regulation of transcription by RNA polymerase I
Cellular component (GO): t-UTP complex; small-subunit processome; 90S preribosome
Molecular function (GO): snoRNA binding; protein binding
Source: RefSeq, a predicted model, not a curated record